Messenger RNA from Musca domestica (house fly), 525 nucleotides. RefSeq names its product protein deltex-like. The record is from RefSeq and is a predicted model, not a curated record. Bases 1 to 525 code for a protein of 174 amino acids. The transcript has 2 exons. Lineage: Eukaryota; Metazoa; Arthropoda; Insecta; Diptera; Muscidae.
AUGGCAACGUUUAGGCCCACCAGCUUAGAACCACUGCAGCAGCAACCACUUGCAAGCAACAGUCAUGCUCAUCACUUCCAUCAUCAGCAACAAGAGACACUUAAUUUGCAGCUGCAACAGCCACAGCCGCAACAGCACCAACAACAGCAACACUAUCAACAAUUUCAAUACCAGCAUCCGCACCACCAACACCACUUCCAACUACAACAACCACAGCCACAACAAUUCUAUCAUGCAACAAAUGCUGCUGCUACUGCUUCUUGUUCCAACUCUGCACCACUACCACUACCAGUGACAGCAGUACCACCAUCUCUGUCGUCGUCAUCUGCUGCCCCCUCAUCGUCGUCUUUGCCCUACACCCAUGCUGCGCCUCACACGCAUGCUGCACCCCAUUUGCAACAACACUCCGAGCACCGGGGAGAUUGUUGCAACUGUUAUUUGCCAGUGCUACAGCCGGAUGUUUUGCUCAAUAAUGAUCGCGGCCUCUUUAAGGUUUAUUGUUUUAUCAAAGAUUUCAUAGGGUAA